GGAGAGAUCACGGUGCCAAUGUCAUCUCACUCCCAGGAUGAGGACUAUUCUACGUUAGAUGAACCUGUUAGAGAAACCAUUAUUCGAGACCUGAAGGCGGUUGGGAAAAAAUUUGUUCAUGUCAUGUACCCCAAAAAAAGCAAUGCACUCUUGAGAGAUUGGGAUCUCUGGGGCCCUUUAGUCCUUUGUGUUUCCCUUGCAUUGAUGCUUCAGGGGGGCUCCGUGGAUAGUAAGGAAGAUGGAGGACCCCAGUUUGCUGAAGUUUUUGUCAUCAUCUGGUUUGGUGCAGUUGUCAUAACACUCAAUUCAAAACUUCUUGGGGGGACCAUAUCAUUCUUUCAGAGUCUGUGUGUCUUGGGUUACUGUGUCUUGCCCUUAACAGUGGGUAUGCUGGUGUGCCGACUGGUACUUCUGGCUAGUAUGGGGCCUAUCAACUUCCUUAUCCGGUUUAUCGUUGUGAUUGCGAUGUUUGCCUGGUCCACCUUAGAUUGGGAACCUUCCCCACCUCUGUCCCAGCUCUCCAAAUGCAGGUCCAGUGAGCCAGCAGAAGUGGGCCUUAGGGAACCCAUUCCCUUUUCUGUUGCUCAGUUCCCACCAGGCCCUGGACAUUUGUUCUUUUAAAAGAAUUUUUUUUUUCAUUCUUAAUUUAAACAUGAAAAAGUUUAUGAAACUGAAUCUCCUUUUCAUAUUGCUUGCUUUUAAAAAAUAAAAGGAUAUCAACAGAUUCUACACAGUA
Molecule: messenger RNA, 736 nt
Organism: Gracilinanus agilis (Agile Gracile Mouse Opossum)
Lineage: Eukaryota; Metazoa; Chordata; Mammalia; Didelphimorphia; Didelphidae
Gene: YIPF6
Product: Yip1 domain family member 6
Exons: 6
Coding region: 19-621 (200 amino acids)
Biological process (GO): endoplasmic reticulum to Golgi vesicle-mediated transport
Cellular component (GO): trans-Golgi network; membrane
Source: RefSeq, a predicted model, not a curated record